AGGAAACCCCCCAACCGCUGCCACCGCCACAGUGCCCGGUGUCACCGCCGCGGCACCGCCCGCCACCACUGCCGGGGGCCAUGCCGCUGCUGAAGAAAACACCCAAGGAGGAGGAGGAGGAUGGCGACCCCUUUGCCGCCAACCCCGAGAGCCGCUACCGCCGCCGGGCCACUCUGGAGCGCCUGGUGGGUCUGGCACCCUUCGGCCGUGCCCGCCGCGCCCCCCCCAAAGAUGGGGAUGGGGACGGUGGCCGGGCGCGGCGGCGGUCAGAGGAUUUCGGGCUGUUGCGGCGGCUGCCGGGGCGGCGCAAGGCCAGCGUGGAGGCGCUGGCAGAGAGGACGGUCCCCAAGCGCAGCUCGCUGCUGCGGCUGGCCUUGGGGACACGGGGACGGCGGGGGUCCACGGGCGAGCGCUCACCGACGGUAGAGAGUGACGGGGUGUCCGACGGGGACCAGGACAGCGGGGGACAGCGUCAGGAGGGGCGCGGGAAGGCCAGGGAGCCGCUCUCAGUGCUGGAGAUCCUGGAGCUGAUCCAGCGGCGGGAGCUGGUGGCGGCUGACGAGCAGAUCAUCGCGCUGGAGGCAGAGUGCGUGGCCUCGUCCCCGUCCCUCUCCGCGUCCCCCGUCCCUGCGGCCGGGCGGCAGGCGCGGGACGUGGCGCUGCUCUACGAGGCUCUGCUGGCACAGCUCUGGGCGGUGGUGGGCGAAGCGGUGCCUGCCGGGCGCCCCUACCCCCCCUUACGCUCGGUGAUCCGGGUGCUGGAGCAGGAGGAGGUGGCCGAUCGCCAGUACGCGCCGGGCACCCCCGGGCGCCCGCGCACCCUCCGUCGCCGCUGGCAGGAGGCAGUGGGGCGGGCGGCGGGCGAGAGGUUGGCACAGGUAGCCCCUGCCGCUGGGUUGGGCGCCCGAUUGGCAGCGCUGGCAGCUCGGUUGGUGGGCGACCUGGGGGCCGUGCGGUGCCACGUGGCCCCCGCUUACCCCCCCGAGUACGGUGCCUUUGGGGUCUACGCCCGCGGGUACCACCGGGCGCUGGCACAGCAGCUGAGCGCGCUGGCACAGAGACCCCUCGCCGUGCCCGACCUCUACUUGCUGCUCGACUGGCACAGCAACACCUACCCCAGGGAGGUGCUGGGGCACCCUGAGGUGGGGGCCCUGCUGCAGGCGCAGGCACUGGGGCCCCUCCUGCCCCCCGAGACCCAGCGCAGCCUUGAGAGCUCCUGCAUCGCCGCUGUCAAGGCGAAGGUGGAGGUGGCGGUGGCGCAGGAGCUGCAGCUCAGCGAGGACACGUGGGCGGAGGAGGCCUCCAGCCAGGAGCUGCAGGAGGGACUGGCCACCCGCGUCACCGGGCUGCUGCGGGCACAUGUGGACCGAGCCCCCCAGAUCACCCCCGAGUUCGGCAUGGAGAUGGCACACAGCCUCCUGGGUGUGCUGGUGGCCUUCCUGCACAGUUUCCAGCGGAAAGUGGAGCGGUUCCUGGAGUCUCCCGGUGAAGCCACUCCACCCGACAGUGCCACCGGCCGGGCCAUCGCCCUGGUCAACUGCUGUCCCCCCUUCAGGACCUUCGCUGAGCGCCUAGCGCAGUUUGGGCACCCAGAGAGUGAGGAGCCCCGGCGCCAGGCCCACGCUGCCCUGGACAAGGUGACCCGGCUCUGCAACCAUGUCCUCACCCAGCGCCUCUUCGAGGACCUCAAGCCCUACUUCAACAAGCUGAUGAAGCGCAAGUGGCUGACGAGCUCCGACGCCUUCGACACCAUUGUGAUGCUCAUCACCAGCUUCACCCAGAAGCUGCGCCCGCUGCACCCCGAACCCUACCAGGUGCUGGUGAGCGAGGUGCACCGGCGGGUGCUCAUUGAGUACGUGCGGCCGCUGCUGCAGGUGCGUUUGGUCUGCACCUCGGCCAAGAUGCGCGCCCGGGUGGCCGCCCGCCUCGGGGACGAAGCCCGCCAGCUCCGCGAGCUCUUCAGCCGCUUGGAUUCGGCCUCGCCCUGGCUGGAUUCGGUGGUGCCGCGGUUGAGAGAGCUGCUGGUGCUGGAGGACACGGCGGCGCUGCAGAUGGAGGUGGGCGUCCUGGUGAGGGACUUCCCCGACGUCCGGCGGAAGCACGUGGCAGCGGUGCUGGACGUGCGGGGGCUGCGGGGCCAAGCGGCUCGGCAGGAGAUCCUGGGAGUGGUGCAGGACCUGGAGCAGAGCGAGGCCGAGCCAGGGCUGCCGCGCCAACGCGCCUUCUUCUCCGAGCUGGCCGUGGCCCGCGAGGUGCGAUGCCUGCCCUUCCAGCUGCCGCGCCUGGCGCGCCUCUCCCGCCUGCGCCUGCGCCGCCCGCACGCCCAGCGCCACGGCCAGGCACGGCUCUGAGCGCCUGCGCCCACCCGUGGGUGCAGCGAGGCAUCCCGGAGAUGGGCACUCCCCUCCCCUGCAGAGCUGGGUGCUCACCUCACUCAAAGAUGGGUGCUCAGCUCCCCCAGAGAUGGGCGCUCGCCUCCCGCAGAGCUGGGUGCAUCGCUGCACCCUGGAGCUGAGUGCUCAGCUCCCCCAGAGAUGGGUGCUCACCUCCCUCAAAGGCGGGUGCUCAGCUCCCCCAGAGAUGGGUGCUCAGCUCCCGCCGAGCUGGGUGCAUCACUACUCCUGAGUUGGGUGCUCAGCUCUGCCAGAGAUGGGCGCUCAGCUCCUGCAGAGAUGGGCGCUCACCUCCCACAGAGCUGGGUGCAUCGCUGCACCCUGGAGCUGAGUGCUCAGCUCCCCCAGAGAUGGGUGCUCACCUCCCUCAAAGGCGGGUGCUCAGCUCCCCCAGAGAUGGGUGCUCAGCUCCCGCCGAGCUGGGUGCAUCACUACUCCUGAGUUGGGUGCUCAGCUCCGCCAGAGAUGGGCGCUCAGCUCCUGCAGAGAUGGGUGCUCACCUCCCGCAGAGCUGGGUGCAUCGCUGCACCCUGGAGCUGGGUGCUCAGCUCCCCCCGAGGUGGACGCUCACCUCCCCCAGAGAUGGGUGCUCAGCUCCCCCAGAGUUGGGUGCAUCGCUACUCCUGAGUUGGGUGCUCAGCCUCCCCAGAGAUGGGUGCUCGCCUCCCCCAGAGCGAGGUGCAUUGCUGCAUCCCAGAGUCGGGUGCCCACCUCCCCCAGAGCCGGGCGCAUCACCCCAAGCCCUGCUUGGACCCCCCCAGACCCAGGUGGGGUUGCACUGCCCCCCUAGACUGUGUAUAAAAGGUGUCAAUGCUGUAAAUUAA
This is a messenger RNA of Tyto alba (common barn owl), 3217 nucleotides long. It is a transcript of the gene EXOC3L2, whose product is annotated as exocyst complex component 3 like 2. Lineage: Eukaryota; Metazoa; Chordata; Aves; Strigiformes; Tytonidae. Gene Ontology annotation, molecular function: SNARE binding. Gene Ontology annotation, biological process: exocyst localization; exocytosis. The record is from RefSeq and is a predicted model, not a curated record. The transcript has 12 exons. The coding region runs from base 81 to 2351 and encodes 756 amino acids. Gene Ontology annotation, cellular component: exocyst.